AUGGCGAAGAACAUCGAUUUCAACGCGCUGAAGGCGCGGACGAUGGGCUCAGGUAACGACGAAGAGGCUGUCACUGUUGACACACGGGGCUUGAUAUCCAAGGUCCUCGCACGAUAUUCAGGAAAAUGGACCGUUCUACGAGAGAUGAUUCAGAAUGCAGCCGACGCAAAUGCUACCAAGGUCACUAUCAAGUUUGAGACUCUGCCUUCUACAACCGUACCCUUACCUGCCAGCGCCGAUCAGACCACCUUGUUGAAGCACACCAUAUCCCAUCAUACCCUCAAGCGUUUGUUGAUUUCGAAUAAUGGCCUUCCUUUCAGCGAGAAGGAUUGGGCAAGACUGAAACGUAUUGCGGACGGAAAUCCUGACGAAACUAAGAUCGGCGCAUUUGGAGUCGGGUUUUACAGCGUCUUUGAUGACUGCGAGGAACCAUUUGUGUCUUCAGGCAAAGAUGCAAUGGCUUUCUACUGGAAGGGAAACGCGCUAUUUACACGUCGCUUGCAACUAAGCGAAGAGUCGAAUCCAGAAACAACAUUUGUGCUUGACUAUCGCAACGAUACUUCUCCGAUUCCGUCUCUGAUGCAGCUGUGUCAAUUCUUAUCAAGCAGUCUUACUUUCGUCAGUCUCGAGAGCAUAGAAUUAUGGCUCGACGACUGGAAUCUCCUUCGGCUCGUGAAGAAGACUGCUCCCAGCGUCAAUCUUACGAUCCCCAAAGACAUUGAAACGAAGACGCCUCAAGGCUUGAUGAAAGUAACGGGUAUCACUCGAGAGGUAAUUCAGGUCGACGCGGCCUGGAUGCGUGUCGUUGAGUGGAAUCCGAACACAAGCGUAUUUCGCUUGGACGGACUGAGAGAUACCACAGGCUCCUUGCGUACAUUUUUUUCCAGACUCGCCGGUCAGAGCACACAAGAGAACCUUGCAAAGGUCGAGAAACCGGACAACAUCAGUGUAUCCGGAGACUUGACCACCGUCUUGAAAGCAUCCGUUUUCUUACAUAUCAGCACUGCAAGUAUCCAGUGUUCCGUCGGUCACUCCCUGAGCAGCGAGCUUGAACGAGCUACGCGCAAGCCUCCACCCAAACGAACUACUCUCGCGAUACUUACGCCUUCCUAUGACACGGACGUUGCAUCCGAAGCGUCCACGUCACGAUCAGAGAUCCUAUCCUCGAUUCUACCCACUAAGGCUGGAAGGGUUUUCAUAGGAUUCCCCACCCACCAGACAACAGGAUUGAACGCUCACAUAUCUGCGCCUUCAGUGAUUCCGACCGUUGAGAGAGAGAGUAUUGACCUCAAUACAAGAUACAUCAGCAAAUGGAACCUUGAAAUGUUACGUGCGGCGGGAAUAGUCUGUCGAGUUGCUUGGUCCGCAGAAAUGGCGUCGAUUAAGUCCAGAAUCAUGUCCAAGGUCGACUCUUCCAAGCCAUCAAAGAUUCGAAAAGAUGAUAUUGUUGGAGCCUUGCCUGAAGCGAUUUACACCGCGAAUCAAUUUGUUUUCCGCGAGUCGACGCCGUCAUCGUUAUUAGGUCAAACUAUCGAAGACGCCUUCUGGACAUGUAAUAAAAACGCCUCCAUAGAGGUAUUGUCAACAUGUGGUAUUAUGCCAAGUCAUCAGGCACGCAUUGCUCCAAAAGACUUGAGCUUCAUGGACUCUAUCCCGGUCCUGCCGGAUGAGCUUGUGUCGGGUGCAAAAGAUUUCGUCAGAAAAUUAACUGAUUUUGGGCUGGUCACUGAAGUCACAGUCUCGGAUAUCAAGCGAGAACUCGAGGCCAGUACCUUACGGCCGGACCAGGUCAUCGAAUUUCUUGGUUGGUUGAGUCGGAAAGCUACUUCAGGCCAACUUGAUUCUUUCUCAAUCCAGAGCCUCUUGAGUGUUGCAGUAGCAAACCAUGAAGAUAGCUCCGGCAAUCUUGCCCGGCUACUUGUUUUCGGGGACAUUAACAACUUUCUGAAUCCUCAGCGUAUACCGGUUGAUUUGCCCGUGCCGUCCUCAGUUAUACCUUUCAAAUACACCAAGUCUCUUUCGAAGCAGGAGCUAGAAGCACUUGGGUGGACGGAGCUCGAGACAGUCCCUUGGAUCCGCUGGCUUGUCAUCAAUGCGGGUAAUAGGGAUGUUCUCCCACCAGAGCAAGAUAUAACGCAGACGUCGUCCUUCUCUGCGCAGAUUCUUCCUGUGCUGUCAAAACAAUGGGAUAACGGCCUCAGCCAGUCAUCGAAGCAGACGAUUGUCACAUUGUUGCAUUCGCAAACAGUCAUUCCAACCAAACUUGGGAUGAAACGACCCCCAGAGACAUAUUUCUCUUCAGUACGGCUGUUCGACGACCUCCCCGUUGUUCAUGGUCUCAAUAGCGUUAAGGAAAAGUUCCUCAUGGCGCUUGGCGUUCGUAAGACUGUCGAACUUGGUGUCAUUUUCGAACGGCUCCUCGAUAACCCCCAAACUUCCGAUGGCAAGAGCGACAAUCAACGGAAAUGGAGUCACGUUGAUCUCAUUCGUUAUCUUGCUUCCGUUCGCGAUGACAUCCCGGCGAAUGACAUCAAAAGACUCAAGAAUACGAGCAUUUGCACCGCCGAAGCAACGGGAGUCUCGAAGCCGGUAGGUGGAAAGCGAUAUAAGCUGUUUGAGUUGUUUGAGCCKAAAGAUUCCCUUAGAGACCUUGGACUCCCCAUCCUCGAAUGGCCGGGGAAAUAUCAGCCAAGCAGCAUUGAAGGAAAAUUCCUUACCAUGCUUGGCUUGAGGAGUAUCCCCGCGGAGCCUGAGCUGAUAGAUAUUAUGGCAAAGGCUGCGGCUGCGGAUGACUGGGUUUUGCACGGAAAAGCUAUGUCUUACUACAUUUCGGAGUAUCAUACAAACGGUUAUGCCAAUUUCGAUUGCAGUGCUGUCAAUGUUCCGUUUCUGCCCAUUGAAGGAGCUCGCGAUUUGAGCACACCAGGCAGAUGUUUCACUGAUGAAGGCGCAACACUGUUUGGUUUUAAGAUUCUCCGACGUGACCUUCACCCUCAUGCUCCGAAAUUUGGAGUCAAGCAACAUGCCAGCAUGACAAGUUGUCUUGAUUACCUGAUCCGUCAUCCACCAUCCACGAAGCGAGACGCGAGAGUGCUGUUCAAGUAUCUUGCUGGGAGAGUAUCGGAGUUAAGCGCACGGGAUAUAGAGCGAACAGGUAAUGCACAAAUAGUCCCGAUCACAGCAAGGGAUACAGUCGAGCAAGGUUCGGUUAUUCGUCGUGUCGCCCCGAAGCUAUGCUACCUUGGAGAGGGCGAAGAAUACCGAGACAUCUUUGACUUUGUGGAUUUUGGUCAAGAGGCCAACUUCUUCCUCAUGGCAGUCGGGUCUAAGAGGGAGCCAACAAAGACCGAACUUGCGUACAUGCUAGUCAAAGAACCGGCCAGAAUUUCUGCUUCUUUUCAAAGUGCCGACAAGUAUCUCAAGCUCCUGAGAAGUCUUGCAGAGCACCUUGCUGUUCUGAGACGGGACAAGGAACUCUUCACUGAGAUGAAAAGGUCCGCUUUUCUUCUGGCGAGUCGAGAUAUCACCUCUCUGGCUCAGGGAAAGGUCAAGAGCGAGGAUCUUCUGGGCUCAGAUGACGAUGAGGUAGAGGAUCAGAGCAUCAAGGAAUGGACGUUGACAACUGCAAAAGAUGCAGUUGUAGUGGAUGAUUUUCAGAGUUUCAACCUUUUCAAAGAGCACAUACUAGCUGCACCGCAAGAGGAAUUGUUAGAGAACUUCUACUCCGCACUCGGAGCUGUCCCAUUAAGCGGGCUGGUGGAGGAACGUGCCAACUGGGGAGCCGUGGGCCCCGAUCAGCGUCCAGCGGCUAAACUGCAUAAGCUGAUCAACGAACGUUCAAGGCUGUUCCUUCAUGAUCAAUCCCCGGAUUCAAUUCGCCACGACGUCAGAUGGCUGGAGAAGAACCUCCAAGUGCAAGUCGUGAACUCAAUCUCGCUCACGCGGUCUCUCAAGGGCCGUCGGGUGUCGCACACCCAGAAACGGAGUGCAAUAAUCACCCAAAACGCACGAACUUGGAUUCUUUGGAUCUGUCCCGGCAAAUACGACUUAUACGAAAUCAGUCAAGCUCUUGUACAUCUCAUCCUCGUUCGGCCAAAGCUCCAUUCCACGCUGACCUUAGAGAUGUUACUGAAGACUGACCUCCUAGAACUCAAGGCACGAGGAUAUAACGUGGAGAGGAUUCUGAAGCAAAAGGCACAAGAGGCCAAGAUAGCUGAGGAUCGGCGCCAGAAACAGUUGGAAGAGGAGCGACAGCGCCUGCAAGAAAGGGAAGCUGCUUGGGCCAAGGAACAGGCUCAACAUCAGGCACAGGAACGGGAGACGGAAGCGAAGAGUCAAUCUCUCAUGCCGGGUGAUUUUCCAGACUCGCCAACUAAUAAGGAGCCGAAUCGCAAUGUGCAAGUCGAAGCAGCAGAGACACUCCAGGAGCGGCGUCCGCGCGGUUUGUUUGCCAACCUGACCAAACGAUUUGGUUUGGAAGGUGGCCGGUCGAACUGGAAUCCUCUUGGGGGACAGUCGUCGCCCCCUCAGCCUGCUGGGACACCGGAGCCUACAGGCACCCCUCCUCCGCCAUAUUCUGCAGACGACCCUCAGAGACCGCGCCCGGAAGAACCCGCGCCUGUGCAUCCUCCGCAUCGUUUGCAGACAGAGUUGCUCUCUGCUAUUCAAGCCUGCCGGCCUCACGGAUCGUCUAGCUUGUACAGCCGGCCGGAAACGAAUGAGGUCACUGAGACAAAAUCCUACUGUGAUGAGAAGCCAAGCCAUGACUUGGAGUUCGUGGCGACUCUUCCCUGUGGAAUCAAUGUGCUCUUCGUGAAGACUCUAGCUGAUCGAUCGGCAUUCCUGUCCAAGAACAGUGCUGGAAUCAAUUUAUUCGCCGCCCUGUUGAUUGAAUGUGCUAGUGUCUUUUCACUGCGCAAGGACAGUCUUAGUGUUUUUUACGACUCGGGUGGAAAGACAAUAGCGUUCAACCGGGCUGGCAGUAUUUUCUGCAACUACUUCUACUUCCAGCAGCUGCAUGAAAAGGAAUUGCUUCAAAAUCAGUCGGCUGACAGAUCUGAAUCGAUGGUAUACUGGUGGGUCAUCCUCUGUCACGAAUUGGCCCAUAACCUGGUGGGAGACCAUAGUUCCGCCCACAGUUACUACAGUGAGAGCUUCGUGGCACAAUAUUUCCCCAAGAUCGCGGUCAAGCUGGCCAACGCGAGCAAGCCAAAGUCGGGUUCAAGUGAAUGA
Molecule: messenger RNA, 5232 nt
Organism: Aspergillus pseudoviridinutans
Lineage: Eukaryota; Fungi; Ascomycota; Eurotiomycetes; Eurotiales; Aspergillaceae
Product: histidine kinase-like ATPase domain-containing protein
Exons: 3
Coding region: 1-5232 (1743 amino acids)
Source: RefSeq, a predicted model, not a curated record